Molecule: messenger RNA, 1868 nt
Organism: Chelonia mydas (Green sea turtle)
Lineage: Eukaryota; Metazoa; Chordata; Testudines; Cheloniidae
Gene: ASZ1
Product: ankyrin repeat, SAM and basic leucine zipper domain containing 1
Exons: 13
Coding region: 120-1547 (475 amino acids)
Biological process (GO): piRNA processing
Cellular component (GO): pi-body
Molecular function (GO): protein binding
Source: RefSeq, a predicted model, not a curated record
CAGCCACGUGACCCGCAGCGGCUUCCCACGUGAGACGCUUUCCCGCUCUGGCGGCGGGGAGUGGAAACGAGGCUGGGGUGCCGGGGGCUCCGCGGGCGCAGUGCGGGCGCGCGGCGGCCAUGCCGGGGGCUUCCCGCUCGCUGGCGGUGGCCGGGGGAGGCGAGAGCAGCGACAGCGACGAGGACCGCUGGGUCAUCGGGUUCGUGCAGGAGGAGCCGCAGCAAUUUAGUAAAAAAAUACAGUUAGAAGACAAGGAUGAAACAUUAAAGAAAGCUUUGACUUCUGGGGAUGUGUCCAUGAUUGAAGAACUUUUAAAUUCAGGUGUGAACGUAGAAUCUAGUUUUCAGUUUGGAUGGACUCCCCUGAUGUAUGCUGCUAGUGUUGCUAAUGUGGAAUUAGUUCGUAUCCUUCUGGACAGAGGUGCUAAUGCAAGCUUUGAUAAGGAUCAAUAUACUGUAUUAAUGGCUGCAUGUACUGCACGUGCUUCAGAGGAGCAGAUUUUGAAGACUGUGGAACUACUUCUGUCAAGGAAUGCCAAUCCCAGUGUUGCUUGCCGGAAGCAAAUGACUCCGCUAAUGUAUGCAGCUCGAGAAGGACACCCUCAGGUUGUUGCUCUUCUUGUUGCUUAUGGAUCACAAAUAAAUGCCCAGGAUGAAAAUGGUUAUACAGCACUGACAUGGGCAUCCCACCAGGGACAUAAAAAUGUAGUCUUGAAGUUGCUUGAACUUGGAGCUGAUAAAAUUCUGCAAACCAAAGAUGGAAAGACAGCAGGAGAGAUUGCAAAAAGCAGUAAACAUUCAGAGCUUUUUAAUUUACUUUCUUUGACUGCAAAUCCCUUGCAAGGGAAGUUCCAGAACCUGCUUAAAGAAGAGACUAUCCACAAACUCUUGAACGCAGUCCCUGAUGCAGUUAGAGAUCAUAGAGUUAGUUCCUAUGCAGCCUUUGGUGACCUAGAAGUGUUUUUACAUGGUCUUGGUCUAGAACACAUAACAGAGUUAUUAAAGGAAAAAGAUAUAGCUUUAAGACAGCUUCUGACCAUGAGAAAAGAUGAUUUUACACAGAUUGGGAUUACAAAUACCAGAGACCAGCAGAAAAUCCUAGAUGCUGUUAAAGAGCUACAGGUGGAAGAAGUAAAAUUUGGAGAGUUGCCUGAAGUGAUGAACUUAGAAUUCAGUGGCGAUGAGUUCCUCACUUUUCUUCUGAAACUGAAUAGACAGUGUGGUCAUCUUACAACUGCUGUGCAAAAUAUAGUUAGCCAGUUACCCACAAACUCUCACAAGAUAGUACUCGAAUGGGGUCCACCCCAGAGCUUCACUAAAGUUUGUGAGGACUUGGUUUGCAAUGUUGAAGAUUUGGGUGAAGAAGUUAGCAAACUAAAGGACCUCAUGCAAAAGCUUCAAAAUGAACAGAAGAAUGACCCCACUCGUGUGCGACCCCUGGAAAAAACACCUACCUGGAAAAGUAGAUUAAUAAAAAGGGCAGCAGUAACCCUGUUUGGAUUUGGAUUUCUCUUUCUUAUCACCAAAUUAACCUUAAGGAAAGCCUGAUUUUAUGCAUACUUCUAACAAACUUUUGUUCUCAAAUAUGAUUCUGUUCAAUGUAUGGAACUACAAACCAAUUUAUAGGAAGAAAAUAUAUUUGAAGAAGUACAUUAAAUUCUUCUUAGCUUCAUUUCUGAAGAGUUUAAAUUUUGUAAUAUUAUAAAUAAUUUAGAAACAAAAUAAAGGUUACAAAUUCAGUGCAACCAAUCAUAUUUAUUUGUGUUUAAAAGUUUUCUUUACAAAAUGGGUAUGGCUUGUAAGUAUAAACCUUUUCAAAGUUUUGUUUUUAUAUUUCAUUUUUGUAAGAAAUAAAAACAUAAUUCUUAU